Messenger RNA from Zootoca vivipara (common lizard), 2915 nucleotides. It is a transcript of the gene RASSF10, whose product is annotated as Ras association domain family member 10. Lineage: Eukaryota; Metazoa; Chordata; Lepidosauria; Squamata; Lacertidae. The record is from RefSeq and is a predicted model, not a curated record. Gene Ontology annotation, biological process: signal transduction.
GAGCCGAUUGUGACACACACAGAAGCGCUACUGGAAGCAGCAACAGAAGCAGCAAGCAGGAGGAGCUGCAACUCUGGAAGUUGGCAGUUUCCCGGGACUCCCCUGGCUGAGCUUACGCGCCGUGUGUGUCGGAGGGAGAGAGAGAGAGAGUGACGGGAAGGGAAAAGAUUGCAAAGCUUCAAAAGGAGGCGAGCCUGUGCCUUACGCGGCCAGCGGAGGACUUGGAUCAUGGAGAGCCCCAAACUGGAAUCCAUUUAGCCAAGAGGAGGAGCAGACGGCGUCGGGCAGGGAGAGAAGAGUCGAGAGGCUGGAGCCAUGGCUCGGCUGGGCUCGCGGGCCGUCCGACUUGGCCCGCCGCGGCUCCCUUGAGCGCUUCUAUGGGGGAAUCCCCCGCUCGGCGGGAGUAGCCGCGGGCCCCAGCAGCUCCAAGCCCCCAGCGCAGGCGCGCCCUGAUGGAGCCGGAGGGAAGGAAGAUCUCGGUGUGGAUCUGCCAGGAGGAGAAGCUGAUCUCGGGGCUUUCCAAGCGCACCACUUGCUCGGAUGUGGUGCGGGUGCUUCUGGAGGACAGCAAGCAGAGCCGACGGCGGAGGCAACAGCAACAGCAGCAGCUAGCAUCGCUGCAGGAGUGCGGCGGGGGGAUGCUGUCGGGGGCCCCGCAGUCUUACUGCAUCGUGGAGAAGUGGCGCGGCUUUGAGCGGAUCCUGCCCAACAAGACCAAGAUCCUGCGGCUCUGGGCCGCCUGGGGAGACGAGCAGGAGAACGUGCGCUUCGUGCUGGUGCGCAGCGAGGCGUCGCUACCUAACACGGGCCCGCGCAGCGCCGAGGCCCGCGUGGUGCCCAGCAAGGAGAGCCCCUGCCAGCAUGGCUUGGCCACGGCGGCGGCGCGGGCCAGCCUGGCGCUGACCCAGGAGCGGCAGCGGCGCGUGGUGCGCAAGGCCUUCCGCAAGCUGGCCAAGAUCAACAAGCGCAAGGGGCAGCCGCCGCAGCCCGACGAGCCGCCGGCCAAGGAGGCGCCGGCGGCCGAGAGGAUGGAGACGCUGGUGCAUCUCGUGCUGUCGCAGGACCACACCAUCCGGCAGCAGGUGAAGCGCCUCCGCGAUCUCGAUCGCGAGAUCGACCGCUUCGAGGCCAAGAUCCACUUCGACCGCAUGAAGCGCCACGGCGUCAAUUAUGUGCAGGACACUUACCUGGUGGACGGCGGCGGCGACACGGAGGUCCCCGACGGCGGGGAGGAAAAGGAAGGGGAACCCCAGGGAGGAGUGGACGCGGCGACCCUCGACGGCGACUUGGAGGAGUACGCCCGGAAGUGCGAGGAGGUGGCGCUGCUGCAGGAACAGUGGCGCCGCCAGGAGGAUCUGCUGGAGCACUUGGCCGGGGAGAUCCAGGAGGAGCUGAACGAGCGCUGGAUGAAGCGGCGGCGGGAGGAACUGGCGGCCGCCAAGGGCUCCAGCGCCAGCCUUUCCGAGACGGACUGCAACACCACCGAGCUGGUGGGCGGCGGCGGCGAGCUGCACGUGGAGCAGGAGCGCGUCAAGACGCAGCUGAGCACCAGCCUCUACAUCGGGCUGCGCCUCAGCACCGACCUGGAGGCCGUCAAGGCCGACCUGGACUCGACGCAGCGCGCCUGGGCCGACAAGGAGAGCGAGCUGCAGCGCCUCCUCGACACCAUCCGCUCCCUCGACGUCCAAGAGGAGGCGGGCGGCGAGGUCGGGGAGGAGGCGCCCCCGUCUCUCCAGCUCCCCGAAGACGACGACGGUGGCCAGCUUCCACCCGACCCGGCCCCGAUCACCGCGGAGGUGUGGAGGGAGCAGGCUGCGCGCGGUUUGCGCAAAGACUGCGACGACAACGACGAGGAUUCCGACACGGGCUUGAGCUCCAUGCACAGCCAGGACUCGGACUCGCUGCCCGUUUGCGAAUCCCUGGUAUAGCGGCGGCCUCCCCCCCCCCCAUGUCAUCUCAGGGACCGCAGAGUUGGCCUUUCCCUCGGGUUUUAAUUAUUAUUAUUAUUUGUUUGUUUUUUGCUCAGACGGGGAGUUCCUGGAUCUCUCCGCUUUCCCCUCCCAACAAAGAUCUAUUUUUCAAAACGACUCGACGAGGCGCAUGCUUUCAUUCUGAUAAAAUAUAAUAAUAAAACUCAUGUUUGUAGUUAAUUUGUGGUCACCGGGAAUCAUAACAUACGUUUGUGCACCCAAAAACAUGGCUUCUUUUUUUUCUGAAUUAAAAAGGAUCUCAUCCUAUAGGUAUUGUUUUUCAAACAAAAAGUUCGAAGGAAAGACAUCAGCUGCGUUUUGAUGCCCACUGACUGCAGAGGAUGUGCUGGGUUCUCUGAAGGAAUACUUCUGGGAAAGGGAGAUUAUAUUGUAUCAUAGCCGUUUGAGUGCAUCUUAAUUGCGGCUUUGACAUUGAAACGUGUUAAAGCGAGUCCCUGGCAGGCAGAUUUCAGGCUGUCUCCUUCCUACUUUUAUCUUUUAAAGAAGAAAGAGGGGGGUACAGUAUCUGCAUUUCAUUUAAUAUUGGAACAACCUCUUUCCUUAAAAUUCAUGCCUUUUUAUUUCACAUCAAAGAUUUUUGAAUGGGAAGUUCUGCUCCUUCAGUUCUGCAUUGUAAACAUGGGACAGUGUGCAUUUCUUUAUAGAAUUCAUUUGAUUUAUGUUUUCCACUUGAAACAGAACACUUAGCACCUUGAUCUUCUUUCCUUUCUUCAAAGGCAGCUGUGUAACUUGCCAUGGAAUAAUUAGUUUGCUCCUUUGAUGAUAAAUAAUAAUAAGGACAGACACAGCAGCAACACUGGGUGAUUAAUAACUCGCUCACAAGUAUGUACUGUAUGCUGUCAGAGUGUUUUGGAAUAGAUUCCAGUUGAUGUCCUGAUGCCAUUAACAGCAAUAGAUAUCAUACGCAUGUGUACAUGGGGUCAU